GGACACGCAUAAACCCAUAUCCAGAAAUCCCCCAAUUCUCAACCCAGAAGCUUCUAAACACAAAAAUGGCGCCUUAGUUUUGAAUUCUAACAUUUUUCUCACAGUCCGGAGCUUUUAGAGAGAGAAACAGCGAUUUUAUAGAGAGAAACCCUAGAAAUCCGUGGAGAAUGAUUCUGAGAACGCCUCCACCGAGAAAACGGAGAGCGGAUGAUUCCAGAGCUCCCGAAAGCCCCGGCUCUGAUCGCCGCCUGGUGAUAUACGAAGAUCCGGUGCCGGAAUCGUCGCACGGCCCGUCGGAGCAAAUGCUCUGCACUUACCAGUGCCGUCAGAUGGUUAAAGCUGAGUUUCUGGAAUCCUUAAACAGUGCAGAGAAGCAGGUACGUGAUUAUCAAUCUAGAUUGGAGGCAUCGAAUGAAAACUUCUGCAAAGCUGAGGCUGAUAGGAAGAAAUUUCGAGAUCAAUUCUUUUAUGCAGAACAAGAACUUGCUGCUGUCAAAGGGCGUGAAAAAGCAUUGCAAGAGCAGCUUCUGAAGGAGGUCAAUGAUUCUAAAGGACGAUUUAAAAAACAAAUACAGUCAUAUAGUGAACUUGAGGGAAAGCUUCAAAAUGAAAUGAACCUUCGCAAGAAUGCUGAGUCUUCAGCAGCUUUGGCUGAGGAGAAAGCAAGUGCUUUGGAAGGAAAACUAAGCCAAUUUUCUGAGAGCAUAGAAAGAGAAAAAAAGCGUCUUCAGUAUGAGCUUGCACAGCUUAAAAGAGAAUCAAAGCUUUCUGUUUCUAGAAUUAGUGCAGAUCUUGAAAGAAUGGAAUGCAGGGCUAAUAAUGCUGAGAAAGAAUCAGAGCUACUGAAAGAGCAGCUGGAAGAACUUAAAAGCCAACUUAAUGAGUGCUUGCACCAGAAGAGUGAAGCAGAGAAGAAGUUAUCGAGUUGUACAUCUCAAGAAGUUACUACUUCUAUGGAGUCUGAUAUUUUGGUGAAGCAUCUGCAAGAGGAGCUGAGGAACUAUGGGUUUGAAGUGCGAGAGGCGAGAAAGUUGAAAUCGUCUCAUGAAAACAUUGAAUUAUUGAAGGAGAAAUUAUUGGAAGAGAAAGGCCGCAGAGAAAGGGCUGAGUCAGAGUUACUUAAAUUACCGGAGAUCCAGCUAAGCAUGAAGAAGUUGGAGGAUGAGUUGUUGUCUUGGAAAUUGAUGGUUAAAGACAUUCCUGGUGUAUCAUGUUCUGAUGAUGUACCUAUGAAAUUUGCAGCUCUACAAAAAGAGGUGAUCGAAGGCAUGAUGAAGUUGGGUGAGGCAAAUGCACGAUUGAAACAAAUGGAGGUAUCUCUGGAUGCUGCUGAACAUGCUAAACAGAAUGCUGAAACUGAGGCUGCAUCGGCCAAAGAGAGUUCAGAAGUAUCCAAAUCGGAGGUUAAGCGGAUUGAAUUGAUGCUUGGUUUGGUUACUGAAGAAAGAGAUCAAUUGAGAAAUGCUAUUAAUGAAUUGAAGAAGCAGAAGAAUGUUGAAGCAGGGGAUGAGACGAAGAAUGGCACUCUUCUUCAGGAGUUUGAAUUAUCUCUUGCCAAGAAGGAAAACUGUAUUAAGGAAUUGGAGAACAAUUUGUGUGAACAAAAAGAAGUCAAUAAUCGUCGAUUCAAUGAAAUAAAGUUGCUCAACGAGAAGCUAAAUAAUGAAGCGAGAAGAAUAAAGUCAUUAGAGCGGGAGGGUGAUCGGCUUCGUUCUGAGAUUUCUUUAUUGGAAUCCAAGUUGGGUCAUGGUGACUUUUCUGCUACAAAUACAAAAGUUUUGCGUAUGGUGAAUACUCUUGCAGUUGAUAAUGAGGCAAAGCAAACAAUAGAGGCUUUACAAACCGAGUUGCAGAAGGCAAAGGAGAAGUUAGAAGCUAUUGAAGAAUUGAAAACACAGUCAGCUGAUUCUGGGAAACUGGUAGACUCCUAUGUAGCUGGAAAAAUAGUGCAGUUCAAGGAACAAAUUGCAACACUUGAGAAACGUGAGGAAAGAUACAAGACUGUUUUUGCUGAUAGAAUUUCAGUUUUCAGAAGGGCAUGUUGUGAACUUUUUGGUUACAAGAUUGUAAUGGAUGAUCACCAACGUCCUAAUGGAAUUCCAGUGACACGUUUUACCCUCCAAUCAAUUUAUGCUCAAAGUGAUGAUGAGAAGCUUGAAUUUGAAUAUGAAUCAGGGAAUACAAACAUUUUGGCAAAUGCUUACACCUCGCAGCCUGAGAUAUCCCAGCAGGUUGAGAUAUUCAUUCAGAAGUUGAACUCAAUUCCAGCUUUCACUGCCAACUUAACAGUGGAGUCUUUCAAUAAGCGAACCCUUUGUUGAAAUGAGACAACUUACCUUGGUUGCUCUAUUUCUUUUACUGAUGCAUCACCAGAAAUGUAUAUUUUUCUUCCUAGUCAUUUUUCCUCCUUUGACUUGGAGUAUUAUGCUGCCGCCCUUGGCCUGAAUUUUUAAACCCUACUGUAUUAUUAUUCAGCCAUGGCAAUCAGAUCUGGUACUGUUUCUAGUUUUGAUAAGUGUUUGAGGGGAGAGUUAAAAUUUGUUUUUUAUUUGCAUUGUCUCUCAGUUAUUGAUCCUUGUUCAUUGCAGACUUCUUUAAUUACACAACCUCGUUCUUUUU
Vitis vinifera (wine grape) is the source of this 2619-nucleotide messenger RNA. Its product is annotated as mitotic spindle checkpoint protein MAD1. The coding region runs from base 168 to 2321 and encodes 717 amino acids. The record is from RefSeq and is a predicted model, not a curated record. Gene Ontology annotation, cellular component: nuclear envelope; mitotic spindle; kinetochore. NCBI's taxonomy places the organism in Eukaryota, Viridiplantae, Streptophyta, Magnoliopsida, Vitales, Vitaceae. Gene Ontology annotation, biological process: mitotic spindle assembly checkpoint signaling; attachment of mitotic spindle microtubules to kinetochore. The transcript is spliced from 16 exons.